Notolabrus celidotus (New Zealand spotty) is the source of this 1104-nucleotide messenger RNA. Its product is annotated as C-reactive protein-like. The record is from RefSeq and is a predicted model, not a curated record. NCBI's taxonomy places the organism in Eukaryota, Metazoa, Chordata, Actinopteri, Labriformes, Labridae. The transcript is spliced from 4 exons. Bases 374 to 1033 code for a protein of 219 amino acids.
CUUUUUAAAUGUAAUUUAAAACAACUGAUCUUUAGUAACCCAAAAAUGUCUGUGUCAAGUACAAUUUGACUUUUGGAGCUGGAGUUCUGAACUGAUCAUAGGAUGCAAUGCGGCAAAGAAUUGGCAUCAGGCAUGGAACAGUGUGCAAAUAUUCACAACAGUAACAAAAAAGUUAUUUACCAAAAAGUAAAACACAAUACCUGACAACAUUGUGUGCACAGGUGCCACAGCAGGUUGCUGAUUGUUUGAAAAUAGUCCAGAGUCCUCUGUGAGGAAAGCAGAUACAACAUUAGACUCAAAUAGGUCUGACAACAUAAAACACGGGUGUCCACACUCAACUCUCCAACAAAAGCUGACAAAGCCAAGCUCCAAGAUGGAGAAACUCUUGAUUCUUGUGCUGAUGUUGGCAACAUGUGGCGCAACACCCCAAGAUCUGUCGGGCAAAGUAUUCGUGUUCCCCAAAGAGACAAACAGAGAUCAUGUGAAACUUCUGACCUCGAGGGUGAAGUUAAACUCUCUGACCGUCUGCAUGAGAUUCAAGACAGAUCUCUCCAGGAACUAUGGACUCUUCUCCUUGGCAACACCCUCAAUCAGCAACAACUUUGUCCUCUUUAAGCCCUCCACUGGGGGUGUCAUGAGGGUGCAUGCUCUGGAUGGGGGCACAGACUUCCUGUCACUGUCAUUUUCCCCAAACACAUGGCACUCAAUGUGUGCCACCUGGCGCUCCGACAAUGGCCUGGCUCAGCUGUGGGUGAAUGGUAAGCCAACUAUAAAGAGGUUCAUCAAAGCUGGAGUCAUCAAUGGGGCUCCCAUCACCAUCCUGGGCCAAGAGCAAGACUCCUAUGGAGGAGGUUUUGAUGCAACUCAAUCUUUUCUUGGUAUGAUUACCAAACUCCAUAUGUGGGACUAUGUGCUCUCCGAUGCUGAGAUCAAGCGUUAUGUAGAUGACACACAGUUUACUCCAGGCAACAUAUUCAACUGGAGAGCCCUGGAUUUUCAAGUUGUAGGGGAUGUUUUUGUGGAAGACCAGUGAAGUUAUGUAACAGGGUGUUAAACAGUGGAUUACACAGCAUUCCCUAUCAAGCGCUUGAUAUGAUUAAAAGG